Molecule: messenger RNA, 2419 nt
Organism: Ruditapes philippinarum (Manila clam)
Lineage: Eukaryota; Metazoa; Mollusca; Bivalvia; Venerida; Veneridae
Product: sushi, von Willebrand factor type A, EGF and pentraxin domain-containing protein 1-like
Exons: 16
Coding region: 185-2419 (744 amino acids)
Source: RefSeq, a predicted model, not a curated record
UGCCCGUUUAAACGUUAAAUAUAUUGAAACGUGGGUUUGACCUGCCUUUGAAUUAAUUUAUCCAAGAUAAAAAUUACAGAUAAGUUAAUAUUGACUUAUUGUUACAUAAAAUAACUAGUUUGCCCAUGGCUCAUGGUGACUAUUUAUUAAAAAAAAGUAAAUCACUUUCCAUCGAGUGUUCAAAAUGGAUAACCGAUUGCUUGUCACAUUCAUCAUUCUUUAUCAUACCGGAAGUCUCUUAGCUCGUUCUGUAAUAGAGCCAAGAAAGACGUCCAGUCAGAUAUCGAAUUGGAUAGUGUUUAUUGGCAUUAAAAAUGACGCAUGCGCAGGCGUACAGCUCAGCAACGAGUGGAUUCUCACGCUUGGAGAAUGUGUUAACUCAAAAAAGUUGUCAAAGUUAAAAGUUGCUUUUCCAAAUGGAAAGAAGAGUAAAGUGCUUACCGAAGAGAGGAGUCCGGUGGGUGACGAUUUAUUGGUACUUCUGAAAGUGGAGGCCGACAAAGGUGUCACGGACAAGUUCACAGACUUGGCUUCAAGCUCAGUUCCGAAAAAUUAUGUAUUUGAAUUGUACAACUUUAAUGCAAAAGGCGCUAUUUCCGGAUAUGACGUCAAGUUUGUGCAAUCAAAAGUGUGUACAAAGGAUGACCGUCUAGGCAGCACAUUCAAAAAGAAACAACACACAUGUAUGAAAGCUGAUGUCAAUCGAAAAAAUUUAUGCGUUCCGGGGUUUCCUGUAUUUGGCACUAAGAAGAAAAGUACAAUUUUACAAGGUCUUUCUACAACGGGCGACAAGUUUUGUGAUUCGGAAGUUCAGUCAACAGUUACUAUCAGCAAGCACAAAGACUGGAUAGAAAGUGUCAUUUACGAUUGUGGUUCCCCACCAAAGAUUGAAAAUGGGAAAGUUUCCCUUGAUAAGAAAUCACAGACAAGUAUUGGUGCAACAGCAAGUGUCAAAUGUGAAUCUGGAUAUGAAGCUAAAGAGUCGACUAUAACAUGCGAAUUUCCGGGAGAAUGGCAAUCAGCAAUGUGUGAACCGAUAGAUUGCGGACAACUCCCAUCAAUAACAAACGGUACUGCAACACUAGAUGUUCCUAGCACGUCUACAUUCGGGGCCACGGCAAGUGUCGAUUGUACUACUGGAUAUGAAGCAAGCAAAUCGACAAUUUCUUGUAAGGAAAACGGGAAAUGGAAUAAGGCAACAUGCACAAUUAAAGACUGCGGACCACUGUCGUUAAUUACAAAUGGCACUGCUACACUAGAUGUUCCUAGCACGUCUACAUUCGGUGCCACAGCAAGUAUCAAUUGUACUGCUGGUUAUGAAGCCAGUAAGACGUCAAUUUCUUGCAAGGGAAACGGGAAAUGGACUAAGUCAAGCUGUAUUAUAAAAGAUUGCGGGCCACUCCCGACAAUUAACAAUGGCACAGCUACACUUGAUGAUUCUGGGACGUCUACAUUCGGGGCCACGGCAAGUAUCAAUUGUAUGGGUGGAUAUGAAACCAUCAGUGCGUCUAUAUCUUGCAAUCAAAACGGAGAGUGGACCAAUGCAACAUGCACUAUUAAAGACUGCGGAGUACUUCCGUCAAUUACAAACGGUACUGCUACACUUGAUGAAGCGUCCAUCUCUACAUUUGGAGCAACUGCAAGUGUUAGUUGUAGUUCCGGAUAUAAAGCCGACAAAAAAUCAAUUUCCUGCAAGGAAAACGGAAAAUGGAGCAAAGCAACAUGUAAAAUUAAAAAUUGCGGCUCACCUCCUUCAAUUAGUAACGGUGUUGUUACACUUGAUGACGCAUCAUUGACUGAAUUCGGAGCAACUGCCAGUGUUAAUUGUUCAGCGAAUUAUGCCGCCGACAAAUUGUCAAUUUCUUGCCAAGCAAAUGGUAAAUGGGACAAGGCGACUUGCACACUUAAUGGCUGUGGUUCCAAUGUUACUGUUCCCAACGGCAAUGUGACGAUUUCAUCUACUACGUUUGGAUCAGUUGCAAAUAUAAGUUGCGAUAGUGGAUAUGAUGCAAACAAAGUGUCUAUAGAAUGUCUUAAAAAUGGUUUGUGGGAAAAACCUACAUGUACCAUUAAAGAUUGUGGCUCUAAUAUAACGGUCACCAAUGGCAAUGUGUCUUUUUCAUCUACUACAUUUGGUUCGGUUGCAAACGUCAGCUGUGACAACGGCCACGAUGUAGAUAAAGGUUCAAUAAGAUGUCUCGCAAGUGGUAGCUGGGAAAAACAAACAUGUACUAUCAAAGAUUGUGGUUCUAAUAUAACGGUCACCAAUGGCAAUGUGUCCUACACGUCUACUACAUUUGGUUCGGUUGCAAACGUCAGCUGUGACAACGGACACGAUGUAAGCAAAGCUUCAGUACGAUGUCUGGCAAGUGGUAACUGGGAAAAACCAACAUGUACCAUCAAAGGUACAGCUUUAUAA